Folsomia candida is the source of this 1116-nucleotide messenger RNA. RefSeq names its product galactitol 2-dehydrogenase. The transcript is spliced from 9 exons. The coding region runs from base 157 to 1071 and encodes 304 amino acids. The record is from RefSeq and is a predicted model, not a curated record. Lineage: Eukaryota; Metazoa; Arthropoda; Collembola; Entomobryomorpha; Isotomidae. Gene Ontology annotation, molecular function: oxidoreductase activity, acting on the CH-OH group of donors, NAD or NADP as acceptor.
AUUGCUUAUCUUUCCAUAAUCUUCAAGUAUGAAUUGAAAAUUACAUAGAGUAUUUAUUGGAUUGGAUCAAUUCGAUUAGUGUCACACUUUAUUCGUCCUUGCUACAAAUCAGGUUAAUCGUCUCAAGUUGCCUCCGAAUCCCAAUAUUUCUCCAAGAUGGCAAACGUUGGUACUACCGAUCCUACAAUUGAGGCAUUGGAAGCCUUAUUACGCGAAACCCUAAGUGUUUCGAAGGACAGCAAGGUCACUGAAAAGCUUACCAAGGCUCAAGAACUCGUCAAGAAUGUGAAAGUUUGUUCAAGUGGCAUUUUGAAAAGAUUUGGGUUGGAUGGUCAAGUGGCACUAGUUACGGGCGGAGGCCAAGGAAUUGGUCGCGCUUUUGCUCAUGCUCUCGGAGAAAGCGGAUGCAAAGUUGCUAUCGCCGACUUGGAAUUGUCUCGUGCAGAAAAAGUAGCAUCUGAAUUGGAAGCCAAAGGUAUCCCAAGUCUAGCAUUGAAAGUGGACGUCUCAAACAAGAAAGAUGUGGAGGAGAUGGUUAAAAAGGUGUUGGAUAAGUUUGGAGAUCUGCACAUUGGAGUCAACAAUGCUGGAAUUGUGUUCCAUUCCAACUCCGAAGAAACAAGUGAAACCGAAUGGAAUAAAACACUUGGCGUUAAUCUUAAUGGAGUAUUUUUUUGCUGUCAGGCCGAAGCACAGCACAUGCUAAAGAAAGGGUAUGGAAGAAUAAUUAACACUGCAUCAAUGUCAGGGACUAUCGUUAACCACCCUCAGAAACAGGUCGCAUACAACACCUCGAAAGCAGCCGUUGUUCAUAUGACCAAAACUUUGGGGGCCGAAUGGGCAGAGCGUGGUGUCACCGUAAACUGCAUUUCACCAGGAUACGUUGAUACUGAGCUAAAUAGAUCCGAGAGUUUGCUGGCUGUUCGAGCCUUGUGGAUAAGGGAUACUCCUAUGCAGCGGCUCGCCGAUGUGGAAGACCUUACUGGAGCAUGUGUGUACCUGGCCUCACCAGUGUCAAGCUAUACCACUGGGUUGGACAUGAUUAUCGAUGGUGGUUUCACAUGUUGGUGAAAAUUUUAUGGAUACCAAUAAAAUUAUUCCUCAUGCACUCAUAAA